UUUUAACGCACAAUUCUGUAUAAGUUGUUAAAUCGUGAUCAUCUCCGUCAAAAAUAUCAGUGGAAUACUCAGCGCGUAAUUAACAAUUAGCUAGAAGAGUCGGUAAAUUGUGUUACGAAAAACGUUCACACCUGAACCUGAUGUUAUAGUUGACCAUGUGGAUUUCAGAAUGACUCUCAACGGCAACAUCACCGAAAACUUCAACAUGCCUCUGACAAAACCAAGGCCAAUCCAUCACAUAUUAGUCACUGGGGGUGCUGGUUACCUUGGCAGUACUCUCGUGCCGAUGCUGUUGGCUGAAAAUUACGAGGUCACCGUCUAUGAUCUGUUCAAUUUCGGCAUUGGACCACUGUUGUCUUGUGUCUCGGAUAAAUACUUGCACAUUGUCAAAGGGGACAUUUUGGAUGGGAAAUUGUUGGAAAAAUAUGUGUUGGAAGCCGAUGCCGUCAUUCACUUGGCCGCUGUAGUCGGCUAUCCGGCUUGCGACAAGGAUCCUGAAUUAGCAGCUUCUGUAAAUGCCCAGGGAACAAAGAUAUUAUGUAAUUUAAUGAAGCAUUCACAACCGUUGAUCUAUGCUUCGACAGGUAGUUGCUACGGUGCAAUUGACGGAAUUUGCUAUGAAACGACACCGAUCAGUCCGUUAACGGUCUACGGACAGACAAAAGCUGAAGGGGAGCGUCACGUUAUGACCAUCAAAGGCAUUGCUCUUAGAUUGGCUACCGUUUUCGGCGUAUCCCCUCGACUUCGCUUAGACUUGCUAAUUAACGAUUUGACUCGACGAGCGCUGACCGACAAACAUCUCACCCUGUACGAAGGAACUUUCCGGCGAACCUUUCUACAUGUGAGAGAUGCAGCUAGGGCUUUUCUCUUCGCCCUGAAGCAUCACAAUCAGUUGAAAGGGCAGGUGUACAACGUUGGCGAUAAGCAGAUGAACAUGACCAAAAGACAGGUUGCUGAGGCAAUAUGUAGACAUGUAGGCGAAACGACGAUCGAGGAUGUUUACGAUCAGCAAGAUAAAGAUCAACGGAACUAUGAAGUUUCGUACGAGAAAAUUCGCAAAUUAGGAUACAAAAGUACGAUCACAAUCGACGAAGGAAUACGGGAACUGAUGAACGUUGUGCCAUAUUUAACGGUAUCGGAAGUGGCCAGAGCUGCAAACGUCAAUUAGGGUCUCGUAAUAUCACCCGAGGGUAGGACAGCCUGUAUAAUGAAAGAACGAAAAAAGACCUACGGAAAAUGCGGAAAAUUUUAAUACACAAAGUUCAAAGUUAAGUACAAAUUAAUAAAUAUGGGA
Molecule: messenger RNA, 1294 nt
Organism: Bradysia coprophila
Lineage: Eukaryota; Metazoa; Arthropoda; Insecta; Diptera; Sciaridae
Product: GDP-D-glycero-alpha-D-manno-heptose dehydrogenase-like
Source: RefSeq, a predicted model, not a curated record